This is a messenger RNA of Neoarius graeffei (lesser salmon catfish), 1356 nucleotides long. RefSeq names its product transmembrane protein 116 (gene tmem116). Gene Ontology annotation, molecular function: G protein-coupled receptor activity. The transcript has 11 exons. The record is from RefSeq and is a predicted model, not a curated record. Gene Ontology annotation, biological process: adenylate cyclase-activating G protein-coupled receptor signaling pathway. Gene Ontology annotation, cellular component: plasma membrane. Lineage: Eukaryota; Metazoa; Chordata; Actinopteri; Siluriformes; Ariidae. Bases 123 to 1205 code for a protein of 360 amino acids.
GCUAACGAGGAUGAAAGCGUUGUCGAGCGCGUGGAGUGGAAGUACCCGUAAAGUGCUGGUUUAGGUUUUUACUGACUGCUGUAUACUGUUAGUGGUUUAGUCCUUAUUUACAACACUUGGACAUGUUUUUUUCAAACAGCUCUCAGAUAAACACCACACUGCCGACUGAAGACUGGACAUCUGUGUACUCGGCAGUCCGGUGGAUUCAAAUGUCAAUGGCACUUCUAAGUAUUCUAGGCUCUGGCUCCAUCAUUUUUUACAUUGUUCUCCAAAGACAUGUCAGAACUUAUGAGGUACAACCUCUGUUUCUUUUGAGCUUAAUGGACCUGCUGUUAGCUGUGAGCUGGUUGAGUGGUGCUGUCCUCUUCAGCAACUCCUGUGACUCCCAUGCUACCUGUUACAACCUUCACACUGUGGAGCAGGCUCUUUUCAUGGCUUCCUUUUUCUAUACACUCCACUAUGUAUGGGUGCUCUACACUGGUUUGAAGGAGAAGUAUUCUUGCAGACUGAAUGGUUUCCCAGCUCAGCAUCCAACCCAGGCAAACCUGUGCAGUCAACUGGCAGCAGUGAUGUCCUGUGUUUUGCCACUGAUGCUCACAGUGCCAGUGUUCAUAACAGGAAAUGUGUCUCACUGUUAUGUAAACUUUACCCAGCCCUAUAGGUGCCUUUUGUUACAUACCGGUGCUCUCUACCAAACCUCACAGGAGAGUGAGAUACUCAUGGCUUGUAAGAUCAUCAGUGACUACACCAUCGAUAUCUUCCUAAUAACCUUCUUUGUCACUCUUACUGGGAUUGUGGUGCUAAUGGUAAAAGUUCGCUCCUUGUACAAACGCUGUGUUACUUCUCAUGGUUUCUUUGCUGAUCGUCAGUGGGCCACACUUCGUGUACUGGAACAGCGCAUGUUCCUCUACCCAUCUGUAUUCUUUUUCUGCUGGGGACCAGCAAUUUUCCUGGCCACCAUGAUGUUAUUCAAACCAGAGGAAGUGGAAGGAAGGGUGGGAGUUAUCUUGUACAUUCUACAGGCUUUCACCUCUGGCUCUCAGGGUCUCUUGAACUGUCUGGUGUAUGGCUGGACCCAGCAGCACUUCCGCACCCUAAGCAGUGGCACUGUGCAGGAUGCUAAUACCCAAACACCGUUGUUGCGCUCCCAGAAGCAAACUUACAACACCCUCUGCUCAUCCAGCACAAGCAUGCAACAUGUUUGAAGGAUGCAAAAAGAAAAAUACUUGUCAUAGCCAAACCUAUAGGCUUCACUGCCUUAUGACUUCUCCUGAGGGAUUUAGUUAUUUGUGUGACACUUGCAAAAGAAAAGGCUGGACAUCCAUGUGUGAAGUGCAUCUUUGAAGAGGAGGGUUG